AUGGAACAAAACGCAGCAGAGACACCGUCGCCCAGAGUAGCCGUGGUACUGUUCCUGUUAAAAGACAAAUGCGUCUUGCUGGGGCGGCGCCGCUCCUCCGUCGGGAACUCCACCUUUGCCCUCCCCGGUGGCCACCUCGAGUUCGGGGAGAGUUUCGAGGAGUGUGCGGCAAGGGAAUUGAAGGAGGAAACGGGUAUGGAGAUUAACAAAACGGAGCUCCUAACAGUUACAAAUAAUGUCUUCCUUGAGGAACCAAAACCGUGCCAUUAUGUUACUGUCUUUCUUCGUGCAACCUUGGCUGAUCCAGAGCAGAUGCCACAAAAUCUGGAGCCGGAGAAAUGUUAUGGAUGGGAUUGGUAUGAUUGGGAUAAUCUACCAAACCCAUUGUUUUUGCCUUUGGAUAAAAUGGUAAAGAGUGGCUUCAACCCAUUUCCAAUUGACUAG
Molecule: messenger RNA, 444 nt
Organism: Dovyalis caffra
Lineage: Eukaryota; Viridiplantae; Streptophyta; Magnoliopsida; Malpighiales; Salicaceae
Source: the annotation of a GenBank genome assembly